Messenger RNA from Penicillium concentricum, 1548 nucleotides. RefSeq lists its product as uncharacterized. Bases 1 to 1548 code for a protein of 515 amino acids. The transcript is spliced from 2 exons. The record is from RefSeq and is a predicted model, not a curated record. Lineage: Eukaryota; Fungi; Ascomycota; Eurotiomycetes; Eurotiales; Aspergillaceae.
AUGACCCCAACAGCCACUACAGUGACAACUAGAACCACUUCAAGCGUCACCACUGUCACUAUUCCUGAUUCACCAACAACCAAAACAGUCCCUCCAUCUAGUACUACCACUUUUAGCGGGCCAGAUAUCACAUCGACCCAGAGCUCUAGUAGUACUACCAUGGUAUCUGCAUCUGUAUGCCCCAGCCUUGUUAGAAAUCCAUCCUACACACCCCUUGCCGUGUUGCCAGAUGACUAUACCUGGGGUUGCGCACCCGGGUAUCUCUGCAAGCCACCUCACACGGGUGAUCGCUCGGGAUGCAAUGUGGAAGCAGGUCUCCCUGACCCCGGAUACGUCUGCAACCCCUCAGACUGCAUUGUAGCUCCGCCUGUGGACAUCCAUCCAUCAUGGCAGUACAAUGUCUCUCACAAUUAUUACAACCUCAACCCGGAGGACUUCGGUCUCAACUACUCCAUCUUCCGUUUCUCGGAUGACCUGGUUGCAGCCAACAGUAAACGAGAAAUGUCGUUUUGGGACUUCGAUGUCGCCCAAAAGUCAAAACGGGCUGACGUAACGAAUAUUCCUGCUUCGUGUUACAAUGAUUGCAACUAUGCUGCACGGGAGCCGCAGAAGCUUGGGAAGACAUCUGAGCUGUGCAAGAGUGGCUCGGCGUUCAUGGUAAACUUGGGUAUUUGCGAGGGGUGCAUCACUGACAACGACGAACCUGGCUCUGAUGCAUAUUCAUCCAGAAUGUUGCCGUCAUUUGCACAGUGGCUGAAUUUCUGCUCCGACAUGGUCACUUCCACAACACAGGAAAGUGCCACUAGCACUAAAAUGGAAACCACGGCAACCACGACCCGAGUCACCGAUAGAACUACUACUACAAGCACUGAAGCAACGACAGCAGCCACAACAAUGAAUACCCAAGCUACCAUCACCAAAGUUACCAGCGCUGAAGCGACAAGCACAGAAGCUAGCAGCACCACAUAUACCGGCACUGAACCCACCACCACCAAAGUUACCACUACCAAAGUUGGCAGUGAAGAGACAAGCACUGAGCCCAAAAAUACUGAGUCAGAGAGCACCCAGUCCACCGACAAGAACAUUGCUGUCACUGGCAUAGAUAAAACAGCCAGCUCAAUAGAGACAACUCCAUCUGUCGCUCUCAUCACAACCUCAGCUUCCGGUUCAGCCGUGACAACCUCAGUGUCUGGUUCACUCGUCACAACUUCUUUCUCUGGAUCUGUUGUGACAAUCUCAACGUCAGGCUCGCUUGUGACAAGCUCAGUGCCUGGAUCAAUUAUGACAACUUCGGUAUCUGGCGUGCUUAUCACAACAUCAUUGCCCGGUUCAAUCAAGACUGUGUUGAGCACUCUAGGUCCAGGCUCAGGCGAUGAAAGCACAUCUCACAAUGUUUCGGGUAAUACAUCGGGCUCUGGUGGCGGAAGUCAAACUGAUUCAGCAACUGCCUCCACAUUUUCUGCGUCCUACAACGCGGCACGAUCUAUAAAUAUUCCUCAUGUUGGCCUAAUGGGUCUUUUGUGGGCUGCUUUCGCACCACUCCUUUAG